CUUAACAAAACCAGGCGAGCAUCCUGUAGAGCACGCGGCACCCACGCCAAAUCACUCAAUUAAAGCUGAGCUACUGUAUGCUUCGAAUCUACUUUGAGAACAGAAAAGUAUUAUGCAACGUCUUCUACGUACCUACCUUGUAGCCAUCUUGGCUACCUUUGGAGGUGCUUCGGAUCCAUUCUCCAACUCCUGCUUCGACUGCAAAACACAUGAAUUGGUGGCCAUGUGGCAUUGCUUAGAGAUGAACACCCACCUUUGUCAGGACGAUUCUGAGUGUAAAUUCAUGCUUUUCAAAGACUGUAGUGAGUUUUUAUCCCCCUCAUCUAGAUUUUGCCGCUGCAAUCUCACCUGUUCUCAGCGACUUACCAUGCUUGCCCGGCCAUUGAGUGUAGCGAUGCUUGAGAAUGGGCGCUCUGGGGAAUGAGCGGUCGGC
Messenger RNA from Emericellopsis atlantica, 433 nucleotides. RefSeq lists its product as uncharacterized. The coding region runs from base 113 to 424 and encodes 103 amino acids. The record is from RefSeq and is a predicted model, not a curated record. The transcript has a single exon. Lineage: Eukaryota; Fungi; Ascomycota; Sordariomycetes; Hypocreales; Bionectriaceae.